CCACUUGCUCCAACAAACAAGUACCGAAGCACAUACACAGACAGAGAAGGAGUGAGAGAGAUGCUUGCUUGUGUGACGACUAUGGUUUAGAUUUCAGAGAGAAAGACCGAACGAGAGUGGGAAAUGGAUUAGACGGGGAAGGCAUCGAUUGCAUCAGAGAAAGGGAGAGAAAGAAAAAGGCAAUGCUUGAAGAAAGAGUGGACUUGCAGGAGGUGCAGCAGGCGCACAAAUGCACAAUAGCCUCGAGUGGAGAGAGAGGGGAAAGAGAGAGAAAGGAUGGCUAGAGAGAGAGAGAGAGAAAGAGAGUAGAGACUGACACACACCAACAGGACAAGUGAUGUGCUGUGGACCAGACGUUUUUCACUUUACUUGCACUGUACUGUGUAGCCUCCCGUCCUUUGUUUCUCUCUCUUCUCUCAUUCUCAAUUCCUAACUUUGCAUCUUUGUUGUUUUUUUCUCAGAGUCUAAAUAAAAGUAGCCAUGUUUGAUGCUUGUUUCUGGUUAAUUGAGGAUUUAAGAUUGCGGGAAGGAUUCCAGGCAAGCAAAGAAACGUCUGGACAUCUCUCACCGUGGGCAUGUUAAAUGUCAUAGUGUGCUCACAAGACAACAAAUAUAAGGGCAAUAAUUAGGGAUGGGACCAGGUUGCAGGGCGUGGGAAAGGAUGAACAUGACCUUGUCGGUGGUUCUGCAGAGAGUCCCCUUAAUCUCGUCAGUCUCUCACAGUCAUAACUCCUCCCCCAGCACAAGCAACCAAUCUGUUUCAUGUUGGAUUUUAGAUGGGCGGUAGGAAGCAAAGCCCCAUCUCAUCUCCAACCACAAAGCUUUCUCUCUUUUUAUCUCUCUCGGUAAUUUGGGGUGUCUGCAUUAAUGCAACCAGGAGAGGUUUAUGGCUUCAUGUUCACAGUCAGUCACAGCAACCCCUUCUUGCUUGCUCUCUCAACAGUGGAUAUUGUUUAUUGAGAGGGUUUUUGUGUAUUUUUGGGAACAAGGGAGCUUAAAUCUCCUUCAAGGUAUCUCUACCUACUGCUCAAUCGCUUGCUUACGUCUUGGGAAAAGGGUUGAAUUAGCUGAAUGGGUUGGUGGAUUUAGCACCCACAAGGUCAAAAUCAACCCAAAUUUAAUUUUAUAGGGAAAAAAAAGGAAAGAGACUUAGUUUACUCGGUUGAUAAUCUCUAUUUGAUUAGUUUUUCUCUGUGAUUAGAUGAGUUGGGCUUCGGAACAGAAGGAUCCAUGGGUUGAGCCGGAUGCAUGAAGACGAUGGUAUAGCAGAAAAGAUUAAAAUAGGGGAAUUUUGAGGAGAGCGAGAGGUCGGGUUUACUGUAGAUUUUAAUGGAAUUGAGAGGCCAAGACAAGGAAAGAGGGAUGCCAAGUUCUUUGGUUUAUAAUCCUCCCAUUCGAGAAUCAUCCUCCAAGGUCUCCUCUUCUCAUUCAGUAAUUUCCACAGGACUGGUGGGAGUAGGAGAAAGAAGAAAAGAUGGGACUGGUAACGGCACUGCGAUCCUUAACCCAUCUCAAACCCUAGAUCAUCUUCAACAUCAGCAUCUUCACCUUCAUCACCAUCAACCACAAGGGCAAGGGAGAACUCCAGACCCCCCAGAGCCAGAUCCAGUUCCGGUAGCAGUUGCGGUUGGUGGUGCAACAGGUGCACCAGUUGCAGGUGGAUCGAACUCAAGGACGCCGCCGUCUGCUCCAACAACCACAGUAUCAACGAUCCCCAGGACAGCCACCGGUGUUCGAUAUCGAGAAUGCCUCAAGAACCACGCAGCAAGCAUUGGCGGCCAUGUUGUGGACGGCUGCGGAGAAUUCAUGCCGAGCGGCGAAGAAGGGACCCCAGAAGCCCUAAAAUGCGCCGCUUGCGAUUGCCACAGGAACUUUCAUCGGAAAGAUAUGGAGGGGGAGCCCCAAUCGGGGGCGAAUUGUUAUUACUACUACAAUAAAAACCACGGCGGAUGCGGAGGCAGAAGUAGAAUCCCUCCUCCUCCCCCUCAACUACCUCCUCAACCUCUUCAGCAACACCAAAAAUUCCAACUGGGCUUGCCCACCAGUCCUUCAACAGGGCCAAUUCCACCACCCAUGAUGAUGGCCUUCUGCAGUGGAGGUGUUGGUGGGGGAGCCACCGAGUCAUCAAGCGAGGACCUCAAUGUGUACCAGUCCAAUGCAGCUGGGGGAGCUACACGGCCUCUGCCACCAUUCUCACUGUCAAAGAAGCGGUUCCGGACGAAAUUCACGCAGGAGCAGAAGGACAGGAUGUUAGAGUUCGCCGAGAAGGUGGGAUGGAGGAUCCAGAAGCAAGAUGAACCGGAAGUCCAGCAGUUCUGUGCUGAAGUGGGUGUUAAGAGGCAGGUCCUUAAGGUUUGGAUGCACAAUAAUAAGCACUCCGCCAAGAAGAAGCAGUUGUAAGACGAAGUACAUCUGUUUCCAUUGAUUACACGACAUAGAUAAAUAGAUAGAUUUCCAGAGAGAGAGAGAGAGAGAGGGAGAGAGACCUAAGAGUGAAGAGUGAAGACCACCCGCUGUUGAAAACAUCAUCUUGUAUUAUUUUCUAUUUAACCAUCCAUAUUGUGAUCUCGCCGCUUUUCUCUUCCUCUUCUUGUAACUCGCACUCUUGAAACAGAAAAGAAUAAAAAAGGUCCAUCAUCUUUUCUUCGUCUUUAGAAAUGGUGGUGGUGGCGGUGGUAAUGUUGAGAAGUGUUUGUAAUUAAAUUUUGUCCAAGAUUCUGGCUUCCAUCA
Nelumbo nucifera (sacred lotus) is the source of this 2730-nucleotide messenger RNA. NCBI's taxonomy places the organism in Eukaryota, Viridiplantae, Streptophyta, Magnoliopsida, Proteales, Nelumbonaceae. The record is from RefSeq and is a predicted model, not a curated record.